Molecule: messenger RNA, 729 nt
Organism: Halichondria panicea
Lineage: Eukaryota; Metazoa; Porifera; Demospongiae; Suberitida; Halichondriidae
Product: LRP chaperone MESD-like
Exons: 3
Coding region: 57-599 (180 amino acids)
Biological process (GO): protein folding
Source: RefSeq, a predicted model, not a curated record
UGUAGUACAAUGAACUUCUGACUCUAAUAAUCGCCCACUAUACUAAAAAGCCAACCAUGAAGAGAUUGUUCCUUUUAGCCCUUUUUCUUCUUUGUGCAUCUUCUGUGAGGUCCAAAAAGAGUGUGCUGGAGUACAAUGAGGCUGAUGUGGAGAGGAUCUACCGUCAGUGGGAUGAGAACGAUGAUGACGAUGAUGACGAUGAUGACGAUGAUGAUAUGCUCAGACCACCUCAACCCCCUCAAGGUAUCAACCUGGACGCCCUGAGGGAAGGAAAGAUCAACCCUCAGGAGAUGAUGAAAAUGAGCAAGAAAGGGAAGCCCAUUAUGCUAUUCAUCGGGGUCAGAGGUGUGCCAGAUCGGGAGCGGACGGAACAAGUCAGCAGUUUGUGGGCACAGAGCUUGCAGAAUGCACACCUUCAGGUCCAGCGUUAUGUGGUGUCUGAUGAUCGUGUGUUACUCAUGGUGACGGACGGGAGUUUGGCCUGGGAUGUCAAAGAUUACAUCAUCACUCAGACUGACUGCACUACUGUCACUUUUGAGCAGCAGUCUUUCAACUGUGCAGGGUGGACCGAACCAGCAGAAAAGAAAACCGAACUAUGACACACUGACACUAGUGUUUACUAUUAUACCAAUCAAAGACACAAUCAUUCUUCGACAUAAUUACCCUUUUUUGGAAAUACCUCACGUUUGACAUUCUUAUAAAGAUGUGUACAAAUUUUUGAUAUAUAGA